AUGUCAAGAAGACUUUCAAAAGAAUUAGAAUAAAUGCAAAAGUCAUUUGCAAAUGAAUUCAAUAUAAAAUUGCCCAAUAAUGAAAUUUCACAUUGGAUUGUUGGAUUUGAAGGUGCAAAAGGCACCCUAUAUGAAGGGGAGAAAUUUGAAUUGUAAUUCAAGUUCCCAAAUUCAUAUGUAGAACCAAUCGAAUCCCCUGAAGUCGUCUUUCUAGGUAAGCCACCUGAACAUGAACAUAUCUAUUCAAAUGGAUUCAUUUGUUUAUCAAUAUUAUACGAUGAAUGGUCUGCUGCUCACAAUGUAUCGUCUUUGUGUCUCUCAAUCCAAUCCAUGAUGUCGAGCGCAACCAUAAAAAUGAAACCUCCCAAUGAUGCAGAUUUUGUCAAGUAAGCAACUGGAAGAGGUCCAAAGAGUUAUAAAUGGACUUUUCACGAUACCAAGUGCUGA
This is a messenger RNA of Paramecium tetraurelia, 447 nucleotides long. RefSeq lists its product as uncharacterized. The transcript is spliced from 6 exons. The record is from RefSeq and is a predicted model, not a curated record. Lineage: Eukaryota; Ciliophora; Oligohymenophorea; Peniculida; Parameciidae.